Molecule: messenger RNA, 2457 nt
Organism: Protobothrops mucrosquamatus (brown spotted pit viper)
Lineage: Eukaryota; Metazoa; Chordata; Lepidosauria; Squamata; Viperidae
Product: sortilin-related receptor-like
Exons: 17
Biological process (GO): protein targeting to lysosome; post-Golgi vesicle-mediated transport; protein retention in Golgi apparatus
Cellular component (GO): membrane; Golgi apparatus
Molecular function (GO): protein binding
Source: RefSeq, a predicted model, not a curated record
AUGGCGACAGGCGCCGGCGGGAAGCCCGGCUCUGCCCCGGCCGCCCUUCGGCCGGUGCUGUUGCUGCUGCUGCUGCUGCUGCUGCUGCUCGCGGGGCCCCUCCGGCCGGCCGCCCCCUCUCCUCGGCGGAGCCUGCGGUUGCAGGGCGCCCUGGUCCCGCGGCCCCAGGAUCGGGGCUUCGCGCUGCUGCAGCCUCCGGAUCCCCCCGGCCCCGGACAGCCCCCGCGGCGGAGAAGGAGCGCCUCGCCGCCCCCGCCGCCCCUGCCGCCGCCGCAGGAGGAGCCGGUGAAGGUGUACGGCCAGGUUAGCUUGAACGAUUCACACAAUCAAAUGGUGGUUCACUGGGCUGGAGAGAAGAGCGAUGUGAUUGUAGCUUUGGCCCGGGAUAGCUUGGCAUUGCCAGGUCCCAAAUUUAGUGAUGUUUAUAUAUCCUAUGAUUAUGGGAAAACGUUUAAAAAGAUAUCCGAAAAAUUUGGUUUUGGCCCAGGAAACUCCAGCCAAGCUGUGAUCGCUCAGUUCUACCACAGUCCAGCCGACAACAAAAGGUAUAUCUUUGUCGAUGCGUUCUCCCAGUACCUCUGGCUCACCAUGGAUUUUUGCACCACCAUUCAAGGCUUCCCAAUUCCAUUUAAAGCCGCAGACCUUCUCCUGCACAGCCAGCUCCCCAAUCUUGUCCUGGGAUACGACCGAUCCCAUCCCAACAAACAGCUAUGGAAAUCGGAUGAUUUUGGGCAAACCUGGAUUAUGAUUCAUGAACACGUGAAGACAUUUGCUUGGGGCGUGGAGCCGUACGAUAAGCCAAACACAAUUUACAUUGAGCGGCAUGAACCUAACUUGUCCUCCACAGUCCUCCGCAGCACGGAUUUCUUCCAGACGCGGGAAAAUAAAGAGAUUUUGCUGGAAGAGGUUGAGGACUUCCAGCUGAGGGACAAAUAUCUCUUUGCAACGAAAUCUGGGCCUCUGUCAGGGGAUCAGCUACAAACAUCUGUUCAGCUAUGGGUCUCCUUUAACCGAAAGCCAAUGCAGGCUGCACAGUUUGCAACAAGACACCCUAUUAAGGAAUAUUAUAUUGCUGACACUUCUGAAGACCAGGUGUUCGUGUGCGUCACUUAUAGUAACAACAGCACCAGCCUCUAUAUCUCCGAAGCUGAAGGUCUGCACUUUUCAUUGACUUUGGAGAACAUCCUGUAUUACAGUCCUGGUGGAGCAGGGAGUGACACCUUAGUAAGAUACUUCGCAAGCGAGCCUUUUGCCGACUUCCACCGUGUUGAGGGCAUUCCAGGGGUCUAUAUCACCACUUUGAUCAACGGCUCGUUCAGCGACGAGAACAUGCGCUCGGUCAUCACCUUCGACAAAGGUGGGACUUGGGAAUUUCUCCAGCCUCCAGAGUAUACUCACUAUGGCGAAAAGAUAAAUUGUGAGCUUUCUUUGGGUUGCUCACUUCACCUGGCCCAAAGACUCAGCCAGCUCCUCAACUUCCAGUUGCGCAGGAUGCCCAUCCUAUCCAAGGAAUCUGCUCCCGGACUGAUCAUUGCAACAGGUUCUGUGGGGAAGAACAUGGCAAGUAAAAUGAACGUCUACAUUUCCAGCAGUGCGGGCGUCAGGUGGCAGGAGGUCCUGUCUGGACCCCAUUAUUACUCCUGGGGAGACCACGGGGGCAUCCUCAUGGCCGUGACACAGGGGUCAGAAACAAACCAGCUGAAGUAUAGCACGAAUGAAGGGGAAACUUGGAAAACAUUCACGUUCUCCGAAAAGCCAGUCUUUGUGUAUGGCCUGCUGACAGAACCGGGCGAGAAAAGCACCAUCUUCACCAUCUUUGGAUCUUACAAAGAAAACGGCCACAGUUGGCUGAUUUUGCAGAUCAACACCACGGACGUCCUCGGGGUUCCUUGCACAGAAAACGAUUAUAAGCUGUGGUCUCCCUCCGAUGAACGUGGGAACGAGUGUCUCCUGGGACACAAGACGGUCUUCAAAAGACGGACGCCUCAUGCCACGUGUUUCAACGGGGAAGAUUUUGAUCGACCGUUCCUGGUCUCCAAUUGUUCCUGCACUAGGGAAGAUUACGAGUGCGAUUUUGGCUUCAAGCUAAGUGAGGACCUAUCAUUAGAAGUUUGCAUUCCAGAUCCUGAGUUUGCUGGAAAACUUUUCUCUCCUCCUGCGCUGUGCCCGGUUGGGUCAACCUACAAGAAGACCCGAGGUUACCGCAAGAUAUCCGGCGACACAUGUUCUGGGGGUGACGUAGAGGCCCGGUUAGAAGGGGAAACGGUACCCUGUCCAUUAGCAGAGGAAAAUGAGUUCAUCUUGUAUGCAACAAGGUAUUCCAUCCAUCGGUACGAUCUCUCAUCUGGGCUGACUGAAGAUUUGCCUUUGACCGGGCUGCGUGGGGCAGUGGCCCUUGACUUUGAUUACAGCCACAACUGUCUAUACUGGGCUGAUGUAACUCUUGAAAUUAUCCAG